AUGGGUUGUUGUAAAACAUGCUGUAAGGUUUUUGGUACAACCGUUGGUGUCGUAUUUCUUAUAUUAUUAUAUGCUGUUUUCUUUGCGGCAAUUAUCAUUGGUCCAACUCGAAUAAAUUCAUGCCCAGCUGAACCUCGAUUAGUUACCUGGUUAAUUGCCUUUGGCAGCCUAGAUAAAACUGAAUGUGAUGAACUUGUACGAAAGUUCGUGGAAAUUGCUGCAGCAACAGUCCUGUCUGCUCUUGGUUUACUAAUCUUAUCAGGCUGUGCGUUCUGGGGCUAUGAUUCAUGUUGUAAUUCAAAAAAAAAGCUCCGAUGA
Messenger RNA from Adineta ricciae, 318 nucleotides. The record is from the annotation of a GenBank genome assembly. Lineage: Eukaryota; Metazoa; Rotifera; Eurotatoria; Adinetida; Adinetidae.